UGUGAUGGUGAGAGGUGGGAUUCAUUAGGCCAGUGACUGCCAGAGUUUGACGCUGUUUCAUUUUUUUUGUGUGUGAUCGCGAAAUCAUUGCGAUGGAUUUGUACCUCAGUGUUUAUGAUUAUGUGGUUUUUGGGACAAUGCUGGCCAUUUCGGGCCUCAUUGGUGUCUACUUUGGUUUCUGUCGGACCCAAAAGCAGAACACCACGUCGGAAUAUUUGCUGGGAAGCAAGAAAAUGGGUGUUUUUCCAGUUGCCAUCUCUCUCACAGCCACGCACAUCUCUGCCGUAACGAUGCUGGGAGUUCCAUCAGAGAUGUACCUCUAUGGAACACAGUACUGGGUUUGUGCCAUUUCUGGGCUUAUUGUCACCUUUGCCAUGUCCCAUCUCUAUCUACCAGUCUUCAUGGAGCUCCAAAUAACAUCCUGCUAUGGGUAUCUGGAGAAGAGAUUCGGCGUCAGCCUUAGAAAUUUCGCUAGUGGACUCUAUACUCUCUACACUAUCCUGGGUGUUCCAGUUCUUAUCUAUGCUCCUGCUAUCGCCUUUAGCCAAGUCACUGGCAUCAAUUUGCACACAAUCACGCCAAUUAUGUGCAUUGUCUGCAUCUUUUACACCACAAUUGGCGGGAUCAGGGCAGUUGUCUGGACAGACACGAUUCAGUUUCUACUGAUGGUCGGGGCCUUAGUUGUGGUCAUCGUAAUGGGUACUGAUAUCCUUGGCGGAUUUUCUGAAGUUUUCAAGAUCGCCGAUCGCGGAGAGAGGAUCAUUCUAUUUGACAUGAGUAUGGAUCCAUUUCUGAGAUCAUCAUUCUUGAUGGUCAGCAUUGGAUUAACAACAAUGUGGAUUGCCCAUAUUGGGGUAUCUCCUGAGUGUGUUCAGCGUUUUCUGGCCAUUCCAACACUUUCGGAUUCGAGAAAAGUUGUGUGGAUCUUUGGCAUUGGACACAUCAUCAUAAAGCUCUGUUCAGUUUACAAUGGUCUCAUUGUCUAUGGGAAAUAUGAAGAUUGUGAUCCCGUGAGCGAUGGUAGAGUGAAAAAAGCCGAUCAGGUCUUUGCGUACUACGUUUUGGAUGUUGCCUCAUCAAUUCCGGGACUUUCAGGACUCUUUGUGGCUGGAAUUUUCUCUGCAGCUCUCUCUUCUAUGUCCAGUUGCAUGAACACCCUCGCUGGUACUUUCUACAUGGACUUCGUGAAGCACAGAUACCCAUCUUUGUCUGACGAAACUGGCAGCCGGAUCAUGAAAAUGUUGGUGGUUUUCAUUGGAACAACAUGUUUGGGAUUGGUUUUUGUGGUCGAGAAACUUGGGAAUAUCUUCAGCCUUGGCAUUUCAAUUGGAGGAGUUACAGCCGGUACUCUGCUGGGAAUUUUCACACUGGGAAUGGUCUGUCCACGUGCCAAUACAACAGGAGCCCGUUGGGGUGCUUAUGUAUCCUUGGCCAUUGUCAGUGGCAUUGUUCUUGGUGCCCAGCUCAACAUUAUGCAGGGAAAUCUAAAAUAUCCAAGCCUCCCGCUAAAUGUCCACGGAUGCAAUUCAAGUGAUUUUGGAAAUGUCACAUCUAUCAUCCUCAAUGAGCAUCACGACAAUUCUUCAGUGCCUUGGAUCUUCAGAAUUGGUUUUAUGUACUACUCCGUGAUUGGGAUGCUUAUUGUCUUUAUUGUGGGAUAUCCUGUGAGUCUUCUAACUGGAGGACACGAUGAUAUUGACGAGAGACUCUUGGCACCCUUCCUUCGGGGAUGGUAUCGAAAUCAGCGGAAGGCAAAGAAUCUCACGAAAAUUGUGCGAAAAGAUCAAGAGAUGCAUCUCUUCCUGGGCACUCCUAAAGACAUCCCAUCCGACAAGUAACUAUAACGUGUCAUUUUUUCGUGGUACAUAAAUUUUUUUCCCAUCUAUAUUUGCAUAAAUAUACUUUAUUCUCUCCUGA
Molecule: messenger RNA, 1917 nt
Organism: Phlebotomus papatasi
Lineage: Eukaryota; Metazoa; Arthropoda; Insecta; Diptera; Psychodidae
Product: sodium-coupled monocarboxylate transporter 2-like
Exons: 4
Coding region: 93-1838 (581 amino acids)
Biological process (GO): sodium ion transport; transmembrane transport
Cellular component (GO): membrane
Molecular function (GO): symporter activity
Source: RefSeq, a predicted model, not a curated record